Messenger RNA from Helianthus annuus (common sunflower), 714 nucleotides. RefSeq lists its product as uncharacterized. NCBI's taxonomy places the organism in Eukaryota, Viridiplantae, Streptophyta, Magnoliopsida, Asterales, Asteraceae. The transcript has a single exon. The record is from RefSeq and is a predicted model, not a curated record. Bases 1 to 714 code for a protein of 237 amino acids.
AUGAUUGCUACGGCUAUCGGUGAACCGAAGCUUUUGGACUCGUACACCACGUCAAUGUGCAUGGAUACUUGGGGUAGAAGCAGUUAUGCUCGAGCUCUUAUAGAAAUCUCAGCUGAAUCUGACCUUAAAGAUGAGAUAGUUAUAGCGGUUCCAGAGUUGGAGGGUGAAGGUUUCAUCAAAGAAAAACUGAGGGUGGAAUACGAAUGGAGUCCUCUUUGGUGUGCCCAUUGUAAAGUAUAUGGCCAUUCAGAUGACUCUUGCCCAAGGCAAGUUAUGAAAACCCCUACAGAGCCGGCCAAGACUCAGAAUAAGCAAGAGGGAAACAAGUCUCGGUAUCCAGUGAAGCAGCCGGUUGUAGACAAAGAGGGCUUUAGGGAUGUGGAUCGCAAGAAAGCGGCUAGGAAAUUAGGGUUUCCUGUUAAUAAACAGAAGCAGAAAUUUGAAUACCGGCCGAUAGGUUCCAAGUCGCAAGGUGGGGCUUCUACAUCGGGUCAGUCAUCUAGUGUCAAAACGCAUAAUCCAUUUGAUGUUUUAGGGGAUCAGGAUAACAAUGUGGGUAAAACUGGUGAAGCUAAACAUGAUCAGCAGGACUCGGAGGAAGAGGAGGUUAUUGAAAGCUAUAAUGAAACUAAUGCGUUUAUGACCUCGGGUUCAUUUCCUGUAUCAUCGAAAGCAGGGGCAAGCACCUCGUCCACGAAGUUCUCCAAUGGAUAG